Panicum virgatum (switchgrass) is the source of this 2296-nucleotide messenger RNA. RefSeq lists its product as uncharacterized. Lineage: Eukaryota; Viridiplantae; Streptophyta; Magnoliopsida; Poales; Poaceae. Gene Ontology annotation, molecular function: DNA binding. The coding region runs from base 443 to 1405 and encodes 320 amino acids. The record is from RefSeq and is a predicted model, not a curated record. The transcript has 2 exons.
UUAAAUUUAAAUUUGGGUCGAAUUAAAUGGUUUGUAAGGGAGACAAAUAUAUAAACCAUAAUUGUGAAAAGAGCUGAAAGGAAGCACCACAUCAAAAUGCAUCAUUGCUGUCUUCCAUUGCAUUGCAAGAGGAGAUCAAAUCCCGAAAGGUAAAGGUAAGAGCAUCUCUAGCGGUUUUCCAAUAAUUCUUUCCCAAUAAUUGGUACUGAGAGAUAUUUCGAUAGAAUUAUUGGAGGAGUUGCUUUUAUAUUCUUCCAAUAUUUGUCCCAAUAUAACUAGCGUAUUGAGAGAGAGUAUGACCCUCUCUUUAUUUGAGGGGAGUUAGGGUGAAAUAUUAGGACAAAACCCAAUAGUUAUUGUAAAAAGUGAGAUGUAUUGGAGAAUUGCAGGAACACACUCUUUUUCUAAUAGUAGUUUAUUGGAGAAUGAGGGACUGUUCUAGAUGCUAACAAUGGGAGCUCCCAAGGACAACCCGCCCGUCUUCUUCUGCCCACCAACUUCGCCGCCAAGCAAAACCCCAGCAGCUCUUCCCCCGCCACCACCGCCGCCCCGCAGACCCCAUUCUCCUGUCCCUCCUCCGCCGCCGUUCCCGCCCGGCUUCUUCCCCUCCUCUCCCCUGCCAUUGCCGCCCCCAUGCCGCCUCCUGAUGGGGGUCUCGGUGCCGGCGCCCGCCCGGGAGCGGGAGGAGGACCUCGCCGGCGUCCCACCCGAGCUGCUCCCGCUCAAGAAGAGGGUCGUGCGCUACCACCCGUACGCCGCGGCCGCGGCGAUCCAGGAGAUGGCCAGCCACCGCAAUUACCACGGGGACCUGCCGAUGGCCGGGGAGCGGGACGACGGCGGCGGCGGCCUGCGCGCCGAGCUGCUCCGCCUCCGCAUCAUGCGCCCGGCGCUGGUGCUCACCAAGCAGCUCACCUUCUCGGACCGCAGCCGCGACAAGGCGUGCCUCCUGCUCCCCGACGGCCUGGUCGCGCCGUCGCCGCUGCUGGGCAUGCUCACGCCCGCGGAGCGCCGCCUGGUGCUGGGUGCCGGGCUGCCCGUGCCGGCGUUCGACCGCCUCGGCCGCGCCUACCGCAUGCGCCUGCGCCGCGACCCCAAGGCCCGGACCUACAGGCUCACGGGCCAGUGGUCGCUCUUCGUGUCGCGCCACCACACGCGCGCGGGCGACGCCGUCGAGGUGCGCGCCUUCCGCCCGUCCGCCUGGCAGGCGCGCCUGGACAAGCACGGCGAGGGCGGCCUCGGCAUGGCGCUGCUGCACCUGCACCGCCGGGAUGACACCACCCAGGCCCAGCUGGGGCUGGGCUACCGGGAGCGCGACGCGGCGGACGGGCUCCUGCGCAUGGCGGCAAGCGCCAGCAGCCCCCCCUGCAACACGCGCCAUAGCCUAACGUCAGGCUGGUGGAUAUGAUCCCAACACACAAGUUCAUCUAAUUCUGAGGGUUUUGUACUGCAGCUUUGAAUUGAUCAUGCAGGUUUACUUAUCAGGCGAAGUAGAGAUAUAUGGAAUUCCAUUGCAUGAUGAUAGAUGUUGGAUAGAUCAUGAACUGGAUCAUAUAUGUAUAUUUAUAUAUACUAGACAGAUCAUGGAGUGGAGGAUGCAACUGCAAGGCCUGGCUGGUACAGUGGUAUGUAUGGAGCAUUUUCGGAACAUGAGUGGCUGAGGCACCAUCAUCGCCACUACCGCUUCUUGUUCAGCUUCCUCUAGCACCAGAUUAUUUGGGAGCCGUCGAUUCCUCACCGCGUGCGAUUGGGAUCGCUCCAAUCGCAGCAGCGAGCGCCCCGGCUCCAACACCGCUCCCGGCGCCUCCGCCGUCGCUGAUGCUAACAAGCUCGCUACUGCACUGCCCGUCCACUGCCGCCGCCUUCAACUCACCCCCGCCGCCAGCCACAGCGCCACCUCGCCCUCCGCCGGCCAACCCGUCAUCACCGCCGGGCCGCCCCCAGCCCCUUUCGGGCCGCUGGCCAUGGAAGCCCCGACAACCCCGACAGUUAACCCACCCCAUUUACAUGUGGGUAACCCAUUGAAAAGCCAUGUGUCCUGCUAAAUAUUUCAGAAUUUGCAUAUAGGACACAAAAGGACCCUUGCAUACAAGCAAGGCAUUACCAGGGUGCUUCCAGUUUUGAUUUCAAGUGCUAGUCCAACAUAGUGCACUUAACAGUUCUUCCUAGAGAGUUUUCGGAGAGAAGAACAAGCAGCCCGAGUUGUUUUCAUUAACAUGAAGAUGAAUAAUCAUGGUGCAGACAGCGAACAUGAAUAGGCUGCUGAAACCAACAAAUUAGUAAAUGACAUCAUGACACA